AUUAAGAUGUAAGCGCCUAUAUAUUGAACAUUCUUCAAUCUCUUAAUCAACAUCAGUAUCAUCCACAAACAGAGCUCAACUUCUCAGUAAAAACUAAACCAAUUAAUGGAGGCAAUCGACUCAGUGUUUGAUCCACUCAGAGAAUUUUCAAAGGACAGCAUCCGCCUCGUCAAGCGCUGCCACAAACCCGAUAGCAAAGAGUUCACAAAGGUGGCGGUUCGUACUGCGCUAGGAUUUGUAGUGAUGGGAUUUGUUGGGUUCUUUGUCAAAUUGAUCUUCAUUCCGAUCAACAAUAUCAUUGUUGGAUCCGGUUAGGUGACAAUGGAUUGCUCGAAUGCGAUAAUGACGGAAACCUUUUCUUUUUUGGCAUAGGAGUGUGUUGGUUAUAAAGUUUUACGUUGCUUUGCUUAUUUGUUGUUUAUACAAAACUACGAGAUCGAAAUCCAAAAUUUCGGAUACUUUUGUAAGGAUAUUCAAUUUUCUGUUA
Molecule: messenger RNA, 487 nt
Organism: Mercurialis annua (annual mercury)
Lineage: Eukaryota; Viridiplantae; Streptophyta; Magnoliopsida; Malpighiales; Euphorbiaceae
Product: protein transport protein Sec61 subunit gamma
Exons: 3
Coding region: 106-315 (69 amino acids)
Biological process (GO): protein targeting; post-translational protein targeting to membrane, translocation
Cellular component (GO): Ssh1 translocon complex; membrane
Molecular function (GO): transmembrane protein transporter activity
Source: RefSeq, a predicted model, not a curated record